Molecule: messenger RNA, 825 nt
Organism: Penicillium riverlandense
Lineage: Eukaryota; Fungi; Ascomycota; Eurotiomycetes; Eurotiales; Aspergillaceae
Product: carbonic anhydrase family protein
Exons: 1
Coding region: 1-825 (274 amino acids)
Molecular function (GO): zinc ion binding; carbonate dehydratase activity
Source: RefSeq, a predicted model, not a curated record
AUGAAGUUUGCCGCUGCCAUCCUUCCGCUCAUUACUGUGGCCUCUGCCACGUCGUGCAUUCAUGGCACCUCGCUCAUGCCUCGCGCCGCUGAUGGCACUGUCGAGGUCAAUUCCUUCAACUACACCAAUACCGGUGGCCCUCUGACCUGGUAUGGCCUGGACUCCGAGAACAGUGCUUGUUCCAAGGGUUCCCGCCAGUCGCCCAUUGACAUUGUCACCGAGUCCUCCGGUUACGUCAAGUCGGGUUCUGUCAAGUUCAGUGUCCCCAACGCGGACAAUGUCAAGUUCGAAAACUUGGGCUCCGGCCUUGAGGUUGUCCUGACCAAUGGCACCCUGAUCACUCCGCACGACUCAUACAAGCUGGCUCAAUUUCACUUCCACACCCCUAGCGAGCACAGAGUGAACGAGGAACACUUCCCCAUGGAGGCUCACUUUGUGUUCGAGAACACGGCCGGUGAUGUUGCCGUUGUCGGCUUCCUCUUCGAGCUCUCUCAGUUCGGUUACUCGUUCCCUCUGUUCGACUCUGUCUUCGCUCACAUCGAUGAUAUUGCCGCUCCUGGCACCUAUACCCACACCGACAAGCUGAGCUUCGCCGGUCUGAUGAACCACUUCGACGCCCACGGUGUCUACUACUACUCUGGCUCCCUCACCACUCCUCCCUGCACUGAGGGUGUUGCCUGGUACAUCUCCACUGAGCCGCUUCCUCUCAACGUCCAGAGCUACAACGCUGUCAAGAAGGUGCUCAAGUUCAACGCUCGCUAUACCCAGAACGCCCUUGGCCAGCCUAACCUGCUUGAGCUUGCUGCUCACUCUCUGAACAACUAA